Molecule: messenger RNA, 270 nt
Organism: Penicillium canariense
Lineage: Eukaryota; Fungi; Ascomycota; Eurotiomycetes; Eurotiales; Aspergillaceae
Exons: 2
Coding region: 1-270 (89 amino acids)
Source: RefSeq, a predicted model, not a curated record
AUGAAGCUAUCAAAUGGUGAUUGGGCGGGUACGGGUUUGGGGAGAUUGGGGAUUGGCAAGAUUGCAAAUGCCGGCAGCGUUGAUGAUCGAGUGAAGGGUGAGACAAGUGGAGAGAGGGUGUCUCAAGCAGUACACGAUGCGAGUCAUGCUCCCCACGACAUCAGUUAUGACCGGCUGUGGCUGGGAGCAGCCGCGAAGGUGCGUGUCCUGAAGGAGGCCAAGGAGGCAUGGGAGAAGGCCUGGAAGGGAUCAAAGGUCGCACGACCAUGA